Athene cunicularia (burrowing owl) is the source of this 7206-nucleotide messenger RNA. RefSeq names its product family with sequence similarity 131 member B (gene FAM131B). Lineage: Eukaryota; Metazoa; Chordata; Aves; Strigiformes; Strigidae. The transcript is spliced from 6 exons. The record is from RefSeq and is a predicted model, not a curated record. The coding region runs from base 17 to 1231 and encodes 404 amino acids.
UUUAAGACUGUUGUGUAUGCUGAGCUGUGUUAGCUUAAGACUGCUAGAACAAAUUGUAGUGGCAUUCAGAAGCCUGACUAGAUGUGUUCCCACAGGAAAUGAAGUGAUUGCAGUAGACUGGAAAGGACUGAAAGAUGUGGACCAAAUCAAUAUGGACAGCACCAGUUCACUGCAUGGCAGCAGCUUCCAUCGACCUUCCACUGAGCAAACACGAACAGAUUUCUCCUGGGAUGGUAUCAAUCUCUCCAUGGAAGAUACGACCUCCAUCCUCCCCAAACUGAAACGCAACUCCAAUGCCUAUGGGAUUGGGGCUUUGGCUAAAUCAUCUUUCUCUGGCCCCUUAGGGAUAUCUCGCAGCAUGAAGGACCAUGUCACAAAGCCAACGGCUAUGGGCCAAGGCCGUGUGGCUCACAUGAUUGAAUGGCAAGGCUGGGGCAAAGGUAACAGCCAGCAGCAGCAGCACACGCAUGAGACAGCACGCAAAGAUGCUGAUGCCUACUCAGACCUGAGUGAUGGUGAAAAGGAGGCCCGGUUCCUUGCAGGAGUGAUGGAGCAAUUUGCUAUUUCUGAGGCAACUCUCAUGGCCUGGUCCUCCAUGGAUGGUGAGGAUGUGAGUGUAAACUCAAAUCAGGAGAACCCAGCAGGCAACUACUCUGAGAACUAUCAGGAGCUAAUGGAGAGCCAAGAGCAUAUGGCCCAGACGCAGUAUGAUAGCUGGCCUCAUUCCUACGUCUCGCAGGGCAUGUAUUGCUUAGGCUCAUCCGAUGCCUGGGAGACCAGUGACCAGUCCCUCAUCGCUUCCCCAGCAACUGGCUCCUACUUAGGCCAAAAUUUUGAUGAGUCCCAGACAAACCUUCAGGAAAGCAUUUUGAUUCAGAGCAGCCUUCUCCAGCAGCAACAGCUGCAGCAACAGCGGCAGGAGCAGAACUUCAUCCAGAGCACGGGGCUGGCCCAUGUGUGGCCCCUGCAGACUGCACAGGGUGGGGGUGGGGCUGAGUCUAGCACAUACAUGGAGGACCACAUUGAGGAUGAAGGGAACCCACGGCUGGAGAAGGCUCCUCUCCUAAGCAAGAAGCCCUCUCCAGAGGAGGAUGAUGCAGUGUGCCGGGACCUGGAAUCACUGUCUCCUCGAGAGGAGAUGGAACAUGCUGCACUGAGCCGCAAAGUCUCAGAUGUCACCUCCUCUGGGGUGCAGUCCUUUGAUGAGGAAGAGGGAGAAACAAACAACUGAUGCUUUCUGUGAAGUUGUCAUCACUGCUGAACAAAGAGAGGGGUGGCAAGGAAUGAAAUUGCAGGGAUUCUUCUUUCCAGCUCCCCAUACUUCUGAGCAGACACACCUUCCAUUCCUGACAUUUAUUUUUUUAAACAAGAGGAAAACCUGAAAGUGCUUGACACAUGAAGACCUCUUCUUCCACUCCACCAUGGACACUUGGACAUUUUUGAUUUUCAUUGCUCUGGGCAACAUAUGUGAGGUGCUUGGAGAGAUCUGGAUUGGUAAAUCAUUUCUAAAUCUUUUUAAUACAAAGUCUUGGCUGUGGAUACAAACUUUUCUGGUACUGGGGAUGUGGCUGAUGAGACAGGCUUAGUAUAGGGAGCAGCUGUGUGACUCGAAUCCAUCUUGGCAGAAUGGAUGUUGCCCUGUGGACAUGGUCCCCUUUGAUAGAAUAUGUGAAUAUAAACUGGUAUAAAAUGAAGAUAUGGCUUUACAAAUAUAGAUAGCACUAAUAUUGUGAUUGUCGCUGAUACAGAGGAUAAGGCUGUAUUCGAUACAGACUGUACUGAGAUGAAAGGUUCACUGUGUAACCAAAUCCUCAGUAGCACCUUGUAUGAAAUUGCAGGCUUGAUGGAUAUGAGCUCGGCUCCGUGGGCACGAGCUGUGCUGCAGUACAGAUAGUCUGGCUCUGUGGGUGUGGCUCUGAUGUGGCAUGGAAGAAUGGAUGCAGAUACGAAACUAACCCUGCUCGCAGAUACUCAUGCUUUGGUCUCUUUCUAAUCUUUAUUUCUUUCUCUUUUUGACAUUUCUACCUCCCCAGGAGCUGGCAAGAGUGUGUGUCCUUUUGGCAUUGGGCACUGGAUGCCAGUGGAAAAGACAUUUUCAGCUACGGAGACAGUCAUAAAAAGCUGACUCUUGCAGGGGGCUUGAGAACAUGUCUAUCUUGGUGCUGCUGCUGCAUCCUUCUGUCUUUUCCCUUACCAGCAGUAGGGGGAGACCCAGAGAGUAGGCAGCAGAUCCAGGAACAGUGUGUACAGCUAUGAGAUCACAGAUACCCAGUUUACGUUGGAGUUUUCAGUUUUUGCUUUUUGUAACCUUUUUAUAUCGCUGGGUGAGUGUUCCUAACAAAGCAGUUAAUAGUGGGAAAGGCCUGUACUCCAGUCAUCACUUAACAGAAAUAUUGCAUCUUUCCCAUUUCUGUCACUCCUUCUGCAGUGCCAAAUGUAGCUGGAGGAAAAAGGGUGUGAGGGGAAGUUUUCUCCUCCUGUUUAUUUCUUAUUCCUGCCUAUAUUUUCUUCUUUUGUUUUCCUACCCCAAAGCAAUGUAAAUAAUGCUCAGUACUGGGUCUGUUUCUUUUCCCUCCCUCUCUUCUUUUAGGAGUGGAGAAAGCUGAUUUCAGGACUAUUCCCCAUUUAUACGGGUUCUGUUUUGGGGUUUUUUUGUUAACAGAUUAUGGUUUAUUGAUGAGGGGGUAUUUGGUCUCUUACAAUUCCUCUCCGUGUUUCUACAGACCUCCUUUUGGGGGGAAGGGGUUUUGAAAGGAGCAAACGCUUCCUUUCAAGCUCUUAACCAGAAAAUAAAAGAGCGAAAGCAAAAGAAAAAAUUGUACAAGGCUAUCGAUUUUGCUAGAGGACUGAGCAGAACCAGCAGAGAUUACCCAAGUGCUGAGUUUUAAUUGCAAUACCUCUUGCAAAGAAGCAUCAGCAAAGCAUGGGUUUAGAUCAGAUGAUAGAUCUGAUGAGCUAGAGAAAGGAAUUUGCCCAGACACUGCCAUACUGCCCAGGGGUGACUUUCUCACUUACUCUGACUCAUAUCUACUCUGUUUAACUCAUGAUACAUUUGUCUCUUCUUUGCCUCCUCUUCAGGCUUGGUGUAUUUUUUGGAUGACAGCAGAGUGAUACAUGCUCCUGUCCUGAUUCAAGUUUAGUCCUAGCAUAUUUGCAGGGAAGAAUGCCUGAAGAGAAUAAAAUGUGACUGAAGUAAUAUCAUCAUGUGUCAGAGUUCAGACAGCUGAACUCCAAGCAAAGUGGAUGAUGUCCAGGAAUUAUGAGAAGUACAAAUGGGACUCUCAGGUAGAACUUUACCCCACUCAGCUUUCUCCCACUUACACAGGCAGCUGCAUGAAGAGGCUCUCCUCUAUGAAAACCCAACUCUUUCCAGCCAAGUCCACUUCAAGCGGAUCUGUCUUCCCUCGCCAUUGCACCUCUAAAGGAAAGACCUAUGGGAUAUUUAAGUAAGGCUGGUAAUUUGGUGUAGGUAAGAGAUGAUACAAGUUUUUGUGACCAUCUUUUUACCCAUUUACUUGGGCUUGCUUGCAUCUCUCUGAGGAGGUAGCUCUUCUCCUGAAUGAUGACCUUUCAAUAUCUCUCUAAAGAUGUUUACACAUUCAGGUGCUAACCUCCCCUGGGCAGGACAAUCUCCUACAAAGAUGAUCUCCUACAGUUCUUGCGGAGCCAGUGCAAGCUCACUGUCCUGAACUGGUUUGGGUCUAGCCAUGGAGCAGGGCCUAGGAAAUCACACUAGCCAGAAUAAGGAGAUGGGGCAAGUGCCAAGAGCACCUCAGUAGAUGACAGAUGAUUAAGUGUUAACCUUCUAUGGCUUUUUUAAAAAGCCUUCAGGGAAUCAAAAAUGGUCAGGUAUGUUCCUCUGUGGGAGGUUUGGGUGUCUUCUUGCUUUUUUCUCCAAACCAUUUCAUUCCCAUGUGCCUCUUCUGGACCAAUCUGGAUGUUUACGGUAACUUUCAGAGUAGCUUCUAAUGAUCCUUCUGUAUUGUUUACAGGACUGGGACAGUGGGUCAGCUUACCCAGGGCUUCAUUUUCUUUUAGUGUGGACAUGUGUUACAUUUACUAAGAUGUCUGAUUGAUGUCUAAAAGAUGUACAUUAUCUCCAUGCAGGACAGCGACAGGCAAAAAGUGUGAAAAAAGUUAACCUUAUAGAAAAUUCGGGGGGGUUCAAUAGGAAGAGGAAACCUAUCUGUAGAGCUUUCUAACCUCUGUGGAAUGGGAUAGAGAAUUAUACCCUGUUGUAUAAUUCCAUAACUCGAUCUUUAGAAACUUGUAGACUCUCUCUGUGAAUUCAGACUGGUUUGAAUACUACUCUCUACAAAAACUUUCAAGCUUACUAAAUUCUAUAUUUUUUUUCGUAAACUUUUUGACUUUCUGUGAAUAAUAAGAGUUCAGCCUUUUUCUGAAAAAAAAAAAAAGAAAAAAAGAAAAAAAAAAAGGGCUAUUUUCCAUGGCCUCUCCAGAAUCUAAAAGAGAAAUUGUAUCUACAUUUGCCAGGAGCUUGACUGCAGAGAGCAGGUCUGCCCAUCCACACUUGCUACCUGAAUGAGCAUCCUGAGCUGAACUGGAAAGUCAGUUUGAAUCUCUUGGAAAAUGGUUUGUAAAACCUGGUCUUUUCUUAUGUAACAGGCCUGCUGCUUAUGUGUAUCCAAUAUCAUAGAGAGGGACCUGGAACCUACAGUACAUUUCCCAGAAAAGCCGUUAUUCUAUAGCUGCACUUAUUGAAGCAUAUGGGAGGCACAGGUGCUCUGUGAUCAAAAUUUGGCCUGCAGUGCCUUUAUCCUGGUGAGAAGGGAUGAGUUGGAGAGAGUCCAGCCAAAUACUCAGAGCCCAAAUGGAAUUUGUGAGACUGAAAAUAAGAAAGAAAGGUAAGCUGAUCUAUAGUUAUUAAGAAACUGAACCCAGCUGUUCGUUUACAUAUACCCUUUGUAAAUCAGACCUGCAUUACAUAAAACUUUUGGAUUUUCUUGAAGCAGUGGAGGUAGAAGAUUCCCAUCUUUCCCCUCAGGCCUUUGUCCUCAAUGGGAACUUGUUGAAAUUAUUGUGCUGAAUGUGAAGAAAGGCUUAAACACAAGUGACCCUAAUUGAAAAAGAUCUCAGAUUCUACUGCAAGAAAAAUCUUGUUCCUUUUCCCAUGAUUGCUCAUAUCUGAUCAGUUAUGCUAUUUCUUAAGUUUUUCUUUUAUAUAAAUCUUAAGCUUUCUUUACAAGCCUUGUGAGUUGUCUACAACUAUUAUCUCAGACUCUGGGAUAGAGAAGUCAAUCUGCUUCUUUCAUUUUCUGUGCCUCUAAAUCACCAUCUUCUGGGAAGCUGCUGACAAGUCACACACUUGCUUUUCCCUCUUAAAAACUUUAACAUCACCUUUCAUGAUAGGUUUGCAGUAGAGAACAGAACCAUACCUCUAAGGUGAUCAAAAAGUGAGCUGCUGUGAAGGAGGAAGCAGUCUGCCCUGCCAGCUCAUCUCCCACAGUGCUUGUGCAGGUGCUGAUGCACAGUUGACCCCCACAGCAAGCCACUGCACUUUACCCCGUGCACCCUACUAUAAAAGCGAAGAGGGACCAGCUGUGAACAAAGGGAGAGGGAACACUAUUCUCAGCAGCUGGCCUUUGUAUCAGGUUAGGGAAAGUGGGUAAGUGCACUUUGAAAUGGGAUCUUCAUGAGUUGUCUAAGCUGCUAAAAGGAUGCAGCUCCUCCCUUCCAUCACCACCAGUUGUAUACUCCUACUACCUAAGAAGCGCUAGUGCCGAGACUCAUUUGGGUGCUCAGGAAUUGGUCUGAUUGAAAACCAGCCCUGUCCCCUACCAAAUAAGGGUUUCAGUGGGAUCAGCUCCUUGUGGCGUUUCACUUGGCGAGGCAAGCAUGACUGAGGGCUGGUGAAAUGUGCAGAUGGUCAUGUUGAAGACUAUUUCUUUGGUUGCAGAUGUAACUUAAAUUAGCUUAAGCUGUUUAUGAAAUACCUGUUUGAGAAGAUUAAACCCAGCUGGGGCACCAGGGAGGACAUAUUCCCCUCUUCCUUCCAUACUGUUUUCCUUAGAAUUUCUAGUAUGCUUUUCUCUGAUUUGGUCUCUCAUGUUAUUUAAUGCCUUGUUAUUUCCCUCACUAUUCCUUCCCAAUCUACAGGCCCCUUUGGGAGAAACCCUUGCAAUAGUGCAGGAGGAGAUGAGUAACUUGAUAUAUACAUGGAAUUAAUAAAAUUAACAUGCACAAAUCUUGUAUGCACUCAGUGGUUACACUUCAUGGCAGCUAAAGAUGCUAAUGAGUCUUCUCCUGUAAUUGCAAGAGGCAGAGCCUUGUGCAGGAGUGAAGCACAGUUGUUGGAGGUGAGAUUUGUCCCUAUAUUUAAGCCAGUUCCAAUAUAGUGUGAGAUCCAGAAUGGUUAUUCACACCUAAACAGAGUCUGUGCAUGAUGUACUAUGUACAGCAACAACUGAAGAUAUUAGUUGUAGGCCCAGAGAACUGGGGAGAAGGAAACUGUUUUCUUCAUUUGACAGAUAUGAGGUAUGGGGUGAGGCAAAGUAGGCUUGUAGACAACUGUGUGCUCUGUGCAACAGCAAGUCUAGCCGCAGAGGGAAGGACAUUGAGAGAAAGGCUUGGGAAAAAGAUCAAGAAAAGCUUGAUGUCUGAUGUUUACACAGCACAGGUAGGAAGCUUCAUGGCAGACUCCAGAUAGAAUGGGUUCAGGUACAGAAUUGCUACACGAGCUGUAGCUCCAGGAUUGGAGUUUAUGAUACCCCUUUGUCCCAACCACACUUCUUUCUGUAAGGUUGAGCGAUAGGAAAGAGACCUCUCUGAAUUUGAGCAUCUGCUGGCUUCUCUUUCAUCAUCGUUGAAAAACAGUUCACAGUAUGCUUAAUUCUUCAGGAGAAUCAUAUAAGAAAUACACCAAAUAAGAACUUAGUCGUUAUCCAAAUGAUGUUAAUAGGAGUUCUGUUCUCAUUGGAAAGCCAAAAUAUCUAAAUAUAACUCAGUUUGCCUUAACUAUUAUAUUGGUAAUUGCCUAGAAGGAGAAAUGAACUAAAAUAAAUCCACCUCUAAAUGUUGUAGAGAGCAGAGUGAUGUUGGCAUAGUCUAAGCUCUUCCUUUUAAUUUCUCCCAGAUGGAAUUUCCCAUGUUCCUGGUUCAGACAACUCUACACAAUUUGACAUUUCCCUUAAACUAACUGACUUUUUCCAAAAGGAAAAGAAAUGAAAGAAAAAAAAAAAAUCUAUC